Besnoitia besnoiti is the source of this 1104-nucleotide messenger RNA. Its product is annotated as SAG-related sequence. The record is from RefSeq and is a predicted model, not a curated record. NCBI's taxonomy places the organism in Eukaryota, Apicomplexa, Conoidasida, Eucoccidiorida, Sarcocystidae. The transcript has a single exon. The coding region runs from base 1 to 1104 and encodes 367 amino acids. Gene Ontology annotation, cellular component: membrane.
AUGGGAGUAUACUCACCUGCGCGACUUGAAACGUCGGACACUGGAAGACUACGACGGAACGCGUCGAGAUUCCUAGUAGUACUGUGCUGCGUCAUCGGCGUUGUGCAGCUAGGUUGUUUACCGUUUUCCGUGGUCGGAGUGUCCGCAGAAGAGGCACCAAUGUGUGUGGAAACUGAAAGCAAGACCACCUGCACGUGCGCUGAACCGCUCCCAUCCCGAGACGCGAAGACAGGCGCGGCAAACCUGUCCCAGAAGAGGAAUUCGCUUGAGGUGAUGUGCAAAGGCAACCUAAAAUGCGCACCAGAUGAGCUGAAGGCGUCCACAGUCUGUGCAGCAGGCACUCGGGAUCUGACUAAAUGCAAGGACGUUAAAGAUGGCAGGGACGCGUCUUGCGUUUACCUUCAUACGCUGCUCGCUGAAGCCCCGACAAGCAUAAAGUGGCAAGCAGUAUCCGUACAAGGCAAAGGCACGGAUCAGUCGAAGAUGCUCACUCUCGGACCAGAGAAUAUCCCCUACGUCGACGGGCAGUUCGUCGUUGGAUGCAUGGAUUCUAGCGCCUCCACCACGAAAUGCACAGUCACUGUUUCUGUGGAGGCAAGAGCUAGCGCCACAAACGGACAAACUGUCAGAUGUGCCUACGGCGCCAGCAGCAACCCUUCCCACCAAACCGUGACGCUGAGUCCAUCCCAGAACAGCAUCACUCUGGUGUGUGGAAAGGAAGGAGUUGUGCUGCCGACUAAGGUCGACCACACAUUCUGCUCCGCAGAGUCAGACGCGAAAGAGGCUUGCGACGGCGAGUACAAGACGAUCAUGCCCGGUUUCGAAAGCACCUGGUGGAAGGCAGACGCGAGCGGCUAUUCGUACACACUUUCGAUUCCGGCAGACAAGUUCCCGAGAGAGCCAGCAAAGAUUGUGGUUGGAUGCCAGCAAAAGGAAUCGUCAGCCGGCAGCAGGGAUUCGUUAUACCGUGAUUCUGGUCCAACUGUGUGCACCGUUGGCGUGACGAUUGAAGCCAGCCAGGCUACCUCUGUAUCCAUGGGGGUGUCGGGUGUGUCAGCAUUUCUUGCGGGGGCUAGUGUGAACGCUCUACUGGCCUAUUUGUAG